CUCAGCCUAACUAAUUAGCUACUACGUGGUGUGUGAUGCACAAAAAAACUUAAGAUUCAUUCAUUCGUGUAAUUCACAUAGCAUAAACUUAGUUUAUUGGCGAGCGUUUAAAACGAAACAAUGAUUAAAAGUUUCCAUUUAUAUUGCUGUCUUGUUUUUAACGCGCUCCUCCCUGCACGGCUGCCGUACCGCUGUGGGGUACCGUUGUCUUGGAAACAGUAUACAAUAGCCUACUCUUGGAGGAGUUGUUUGCUACCGCAGUGAAACUUUGGCUCCUGCUAAUCGGCAACUAAGUUGAAAAAGACAGUUAAAAUAAUAUACUGUGCAUUAGACUGAAUUUGCCAUUAUGAUUCCAUCAGUCGAUUCACUACUGAAAUUCGACACUCCAGUUCUGAUAACCAGAAACACCGAGAAGAAGUCUCCCAAGUCUCGUUCUCUGAGAGUGAGCCCCCUGCAGCCAGCCUCGACCGCCCCCGUCCCCCCGCCCCCCAAAUCCAAGAGCCCCACGGGAGAUGGCAGCAAGCAGCAAAUGGAGGAGAUACUCAACGCCAUGCUUCCGCCCAGGGAGUGGGUGGACAGCGGCCAGCUGUGGGUGCAGCAGGUGUCGUGCACGCCCUGCACGCGCAUGGACGUGGUGAAGCUCCAGGAGCUGCUGGACCUGAAGCUGCAGCAGAGACAGGCGCGCGAGACGGGCAUCUGCCCCGUACGCAGGGAGCUCUACACGCAGUGCUUCGACGAGCUGAUCAGACAGAUCACCAUCAGCUGCUCGGAGCGCGGCCUGCUGCUGCUGCGGGUUCGAGACGAGAUCCGCAUGACCAUCGAGGCGUACCAGACGCUGUACGAGAGCAGCGUGGCGUUCGGCAUGAGGAAGGCCCUGCAGGCCGAGCAGGGCAAGGCCGACAUGGAGAAGAAGAUCCUUGCGCUGGAGGGUGAGAAGAAGGACCUGGAGCGCCAGGUGAACGAUCAGAAGGCGAAGUGCGAGGCCAUCGAGAAACGCGAGACGGAGAGACGGCAGGUGGACGAGAAGAAGCACACCGAGGAGAUCCAGUUCCUCAAACGCACCAAUCAGCAGCUAAAGGCCCAGCUGGAGGGCCUCGUCGCCCCGAAGAAGUGACCCCUGGACCCCAAAACACCGCGUUUCUGUCACUGUGUACGCUUUUUUCACAAAAUGGAAGCCCGAUUUAUAACACCAUUUCAAGCUCUCUGCAAAAUGUCGAUUCCUGUUCUGCUAAACGUCAAUGUUCAUCAUUUGGCCCACCAGGAUUAAAUUGCUUGACAGGUAGUUUUUUUUUUCCAUGCCGUUUCCAGCAUAUAUUCUAUGUUCAUCACUGUCGUUUUUUUCAAAUGAACUCUUGGACCAAUGAUGUUCUUCUGUUAAAACUCCAAGGGAAAAGAUAACCUUGUGUUAACUGACAACUUUAACCAAAAAAAAAGAGUGUUUGCAGAAAUAAUUUUGCCUGUUUAAAUAUGCAAAUCACAUUGUUACUCUCGCUGUAGUUGUUACACAAGCCUAGUUAACUGGCAUUAACAAGGAAUUUACCAAGUAAGUUUGCUAUGCAACUUCUCUCAUAUGUAUGGUUUUUAUCUACAAUUUAUUUAGGAUUCAUGAAUAAAGAAAUGUUUACAAUAUCUGUAAAUUAUAUACCGCCAUAACUUGUUCCCUAUGCGGUAGCAUAACCAAAAGUAAUACUUUCUCUUCUGACUGGUGGUGCACCACACAUGCUACUGAACGAGAAACAACAGGUUGAGAAUGGGGCUGCUCACUAAGAUCUCAACUCUGACCUUUGACCUUUGACCUGUAAAUGAAAGUUCUGCUGCAGUCGAGUUGAGAGCAUUAGAUCACAGCAGGUUUUACCCCACGUUCAAAAGUUCACAAUGGUCUCUUUGCCAUUAUUCUUGAUUUCGUUAAAACAGAAAAAUUAUAAGAGUUUUAUAUUAUAGAAUUGGGGGUUUUGUACCGUUGUUGUUUGUGAAUAAAAGUGCAAACCUGGCUCACA
Conger conger (European conger) is the source of this 1997-nucleotide messenger RNA. RefSeq names its product dynein, axonemal, light intermediate chain 1 (gene dnali1). The record is from RefSeq and is a predicted model, not a curated record. Gene Ontology annotation, molecular function: dynein heavy chain binding. The transcript has 6 exons. Gene Ontology annotation, cellular component: axoneme; filopodium. Lineage: Eukaryota; Metazoa; Chordata; Actinopteri; Anguilliformes; Congridae. Bases 347 to 1114 code for a protein of 255 amino acids.